AUGGCGGACGGCAGCGUUGGCCCGGCUCUGCACACGUGUGCGAGCUUCGAGUCGAUGCCUCGCAGCGUCGGCUGCGGCAUCGCGCGCUCCCUCGCGUCGCUGCUUCCCACCAAGGUGGCGCUGCUGGCCGCCCUCCCCUUCGGCCUCGCCGCCGCGGCAGAGGUCGCCCUCCACCCGCCGAGCGGGCGGCUGCUCGUGACCACUAGAGGCGUGCCACGAGGCGGCUCGCUCCGCGGACUCGACCCGCAAAGUCUCGCCUCGCUGCAGGACAUCGCGGCGGGCGACUCGCCACGCUCGUUUACCUUUGAUCGCGCGGGCAGCACACUCAUCGCUUGUGUCAAGGGCGGGCUCGAGACCUAUCGGGUGGCGCCGGACGGCGAGGUGUCGAGCCGCACGGUCAGCGGCCUCCCGGAGGGGCUGCACGGGCUCGAGGUGGACUGCGUGGAAUGUGUUGAGAGAAGCGCAUGA
Emiliania huxleyi CCMP1516 is the source of this 468-nucleotide messenger RNA. RefSeq lists its product as hypothetical. Bases 1 to 468 code for a protein of 155 amino acids. The record is from RefSeq and is a predicted model, not a curated record. The transcript has a single exon. Gene Ontology annotation, molecular function: protein binding. Lineage: Eukaryota; Haptophyta; Isochrysidales; Noelaerhabdaceae.